AUGGAGUCUUAUCGGAGAAGACUGCUUGCUAGAACGGUAGAUGAUCGUGCUGAAACCAAUCCCAACCAACGAUUUGCGGUAAUUCCACAGGGAUCAGAAAUAAGCAAUGGGUUCCAAGAUCUUUCAAUCAAAGACCUAGCACGGACCGUAAACUUCAUGUGCUGGUGGAUUGAAAGUAUCAUUGGACCGGCAGAAUCCCCAGAGACGUUAACCUACAUGGGGAGCAAUGAUAUACGCUAUUUUAUAUUUAUUCUUGCAUGCCAGAAGACUGGAUACCAGGCCUUCUUACCUUCCACCAGGAACUCGGACGAAGGCUAUGUUCAUCUACUGAAAGCGACAAACUGCACCAAGUUCUUCUUCAGCGAGGAGCGACAGACACGAACCCUGGAGAUUCAGGGACUUAUUUCGGCAUUGGAAAUCUUCCAGGUCCCGACUAUGAAGAAAAUUCUCGGCGAUGAGAGUGGUCUGCACCACUAUUCAUAUACCAAGUCUUAUCCCGAUGCAGAGAAUGACAUAACGUGCAUCCUUCAUAGCUCUGGGACGACAGGCAUGCCAAAGCCGGUGUAUCUCACCAACGGCUACUUCAUGACCAUAGAUUUUAGUUCUCAUCUCCCAAGGCCUCCAGGUCGUCAACCAUCUAUGUUCCACAAUCUUGAUCAAACUGACCUUGUGCUGGCUACGGCACCAUUCUUCCAUCUACUGGGACUUCUAGCAUCCGUGUACUCAGUGUGGUUCGAAGUUCCCGCCCUCGUCAGCCCAGACAAGCCACUCUCCGUCGAUCAUAUGAUAGAGCUGCUACGGACUGCCCACCCCACAGUCGCAUUCUGCGUACCCUCGAUCCUGGUAGACAUGAGCUACUCCGAGAAAGCACUAGCUUGUUUGAAAGAACUCAAGUCAAUCUACUUCGGCGGCGCUCCUCUGUUCCACGAAACUGGAGAGAUACUGCGCAAAUAUACGCAGCUCAUAUCAAUAACUGGAAGCAGCGAGGCUGCCGUGAUUCCAGCGCUGGUGCCGGAAGACCCAGCCAACUGGGGCUAUUUUGAAUGGAACGAAGCCUACGGGGUCGACAUGCACGAUGUCGGGGAAGGUAUAUUUGAGAAGGUGAUUUCUCGACAGGAGAAUGCUCGCGGCUUCAAGGGGAUUUUUCACACAUACCCUGACAUCAAUGUGUAUCGAACCAACGAUCUAUAUACCCCACACCCGACGAACCCACAUCUGUGGAAGUUCUAUGGGCGUAAGGAUGAUGUGAUUGUUCUAAGCAACGGCGAGAAGUUCACUCCUGUCGGGAUGGAGACUAUCAUUGAAGGACAUCCGCUAGUAAGAAAGGCGGUUAUUGUCGGCCAGUCUCGGUUCCAGGCUGGGUUGCUCGUCGAGCCCAGUCAUGGAGGACCGGGUAUGGACGCAAAGGCUUUUGUUGAAGAGAUCUGGCCGACGGUGCAAGUGGCCAACCAGACCAUUGCGGCUCAUGGACGGGUGAUGAAGAACAGGAUCUGGCUCGCAGUGAAGACGAAGCCAUUUAAGACGACUCCUAAAGGUAGCGUACAGCGCCACGCUGUGCUUCGAGACUACCGGAAAGAGAUCGAUGCAAUGUAUGCCGAAGACCCCGAGGAUGACUUGAACCAGUGUCUGCCAGAGACGUUGGACCAUGAGAGUGUUACAGAGUAUAUCCGCCAGACUAUUACCCGUGUUCUGGAGAAACCCAAGAUCGCAAAUGCCCAGAACCUUUACUCUGCUGGUCUGGAUUCUCUGAUGACCUUUCAUGUCUCUCGGGUGUUGCAAAAGGGCAUCCAGCUAUGUCAGCCAGAUGGGAAAGCAGGAGCCAUCGAUGCCCAAAUGAUCUAUCGCAACCCAACAAUUGACCGAUUGUCUCAAGCCAUAAUGGCCAUCUUAGAUGGAAAACCCCAAGCUGGUAUCCCGCGAGCAGAGAAGAUCCAGGGUCUGGUAGAAAAGUAUACGUCCGAUCUUCCGGCGCGGGAAGUCUACCCUCAGAGUGGAUUGCAUUCGCCUUCGACUGUGAUACUGACUGGUUCAACUGGCUCACUGGGAACCUAUCUACUGCAUUCUCUGCUAAGCAGUGAUUCCAUCACUAAGGUUUACUGCCUCAAUCGUUCAGAUGCUGAAUCUCGGCAGAAGAGAGGUUUCGGGGAGAAAGGAUUGCAUCUUGACGCAAGCAACUGGAAAGAUAAGGUUGAAUUCCUACAGGCCUCAUUUGGAGAACCACGAUUCGGGCUGAAUGAGUCCAAGUACGAAGAACUCCUCGACUCAGUUGACACCAUCGUCCACAACGCCUGGAAAGUCGACUUCAACCAUUCCGUCGAUUCCCUCGAGGACACUCACAUCCAAGGCGUACGACGAUUUAUAGACUUUAGCUUGAGCAGCCGCAGCAACGCUCAUUUUCACUUUAUCUCCUCAAUUAGUACGGUAGGCGCUUGGACCCCAGAAAUGGGAGCCUCGAUCCCAGAAGUACCUAUGGAGGACAUUGCCGUAGUUCUUCCGCAAGGCUACGGCGAAUCUAAGUACAUUGCCGAGCGUAUCUGUCUCGAAGCCUCACAAAGAUCUCAUAUCCCCACGUCAGUGUAUCGGGUCGGACAAAUCGCCGGACCGACCACCGCGCGCGGACAAUGGAAUCCGCAGGAAUGGCUACCGACAAUUAUCGCGACAUCCAAAGUGAUGGGUAAAAUCCCUAACCGAUUGGGCUCGACCGCGGUCGAUUGGGUGCCGGUGGAUACUGUAUCCAAUAUUAUAGUAGAAAUUAUCAACACACGUCAUAGGGACUCAUCCGAAGCACGGUGUGCCGUGUUUCAUCUCACGAAUCCCGAACGAACACUAUGGUUGUCGUUGAUACCGGCAAUCCAAAGACAGUAUGCGGUCGAGCCAGUUGCAUUUUCUGCGUGGAUUGCCGAUCUAGAAAGUAUAACCAAUCCUAGUAGUGCGGAUAUUGCUUCAAAGCCCGCGCUCAAGCUACUAGAUUUCUACCGCGGGCUACAAGACGAGGGUAGUGCCCUGUCUGUGGCGCUGGAUGUCCGACGGGCGAAAGAGGCAAGUGUCAGCAUGAGAGCCCUAGGCCCGAUCUCUUCCUCGCUGAUGCGAAAUUGGCUGCAACAAUGGAAAUUUUGA
Molecule: messenger RNA, 3117 nt
Organism: Penicillium expansum
Lineage: Eukaryota; Fungi; Ascomycota; Eurotiomycetes; Eurotiales; Aspergillaceae
Product: putative NRPS-like enzyme
Exons: 4
Coding region: 1-3117 (1038 amino acids)
Source: RefSeq, a predicted model, not a curated record